AUGAUCUUUUACUACAUAACCAUAAUAAUUCUCUCCCUCACAACACAAGCCCAUCUCAAAUGCCAUCCCGAAGGCUCCAUUCUGCCCAAACCAACAUCCCUCACCACCUCUCCCAUCUUUAAGUCAUCAGCAGUCAACUUGACAAGCACUCUCGAUGCAGCUAUAUCUGGGUCCAUCAAAGCAGGCUGGCCAGUAAACAACGUGUCAUUCUCGCUCGCUGUAGUAAGCGCAGAAAGCCACAAACCAGUUUGGGAAUACCAUCAUCUUGCAACUGCCAAUACAAGAGGUACCAAAGACAUCAAUCGCGAUUCGCAGUACCUUAUCGGAUCAAUUACCAAGGUUUUUACCGUUUUUGUGCUUUUGAAGAGUGGCGUAAGUUUGGAUGCGUCUGUUACUGAGUUUCUUCCUGGUCUUGAUGGUGAUCGGUGGAAGGAUGUGAGCUUGAGGAUGUUGGCUUCAUACCUGAGUGGCACACCAGCGAACUAUGGGUUCUCCGAAUUUUACUUUCUCAAACACAUCUUUCAAGAAUACGGUCUACCACCAAUUGAAGACGAUGAGUAUCCACCAUGUGGUGUCGCAACUCUCAACAAGGCUUGUACUGGUCAAGGUAACAAGAUCAUAGACCACAUAAACGAUGGCACUGACAAACGAAACCAAACGAACGACCUGCCUAUUCCAACAUGGCUUUUGUUCUCCUCGGCAUGGCUAGAAGAAUAUACAGGCAAGACCUUUGAACAGUUACUGAAAGAGAUAGUAACAGACCCAUUGGAUAUGAACAACACAUUUGCGUCGCCUGGGAAUGAUAGUAGCGCAGUCAUUCCUCCUAGCGAUAGCAGCUGGGGAUCAGAUUAUGGGAUAAACACCCCAGCAGGUGGCCUAGUAUCCUCUAUUUCAGAUCUCUCCAAAUUCUCCCACGCUCUUCUCUCAAGGACUUUAAACGUGACACCAUCCGAGAUCAACGGCUGGUUCAAACCCACGGCUUUCGCAGGAAAUGCUUACACUAUGAGCGGCAUGCCAUGGGAGAUUCUCCGCUUACCGAAUCUUAUACCAAACAAUCCUCACACAGUCACUGUUUAUAGCAAAACAGGCGGUGCGCAGAACUACAGGAGUCAACUCAGUUUUGUAGAUGAGUACGGUCUAGCGAUUAUUGUUCUCACAGCUGGACCCAUGAACGCAGCGCCUGUUCUCGCUAAUGCUGUACUUUCUACCUUUAUAGAUGCUGCUGACGAGAUAUCUAGGGUGCAAGCGAAAAGAUAUGAAGGAUUGUAUAGGAAUGAGGGAGGUGUUGUUGAGGCGGUGUUGGAACAUGAUGGGGACUCGAUGGUGUUGACUUCCCUCCAUCGCAAUGGCACAGAUAUCGUGUCUUCACUUGUGGAUAUAUGGUGGUUUACAUUAGGUGAUUUUCUUCCAGAGAUUGGACCCAAGAUUCGAGUCUUUCCUAGUGAGCUUCGCGAGACUGAGGGUAAUGUUACGAGAGAAGUAUGGCAUCUCUGGCCUGAGCUCGACACAGGGUAUGAAACAGAUCUACCAGGGGACAUGAUUGAAGAAAUGAACUGCGUCGGAUGGACGAUACAGGAUUGGGUUCAUUACGGUGGUGAGCCAUUGGAUAGAGUCUUAGUGUAUAUUGAUCAGGAUGGGAGUGUGGUUGGCUUUGAGGUACCUUUUUUACGGUCGGGUAUUAUGUACCUUGAGAGAUGA
Messenger RNA from Fusarium poae, 1698 nucleotides. RefSeq lists its product as uncharacterized. Lineage: Eukaryota; Fungi; Ascomycota; Sordariomycetes; Hypocreales; Nectriaceae. The record is from RefSeq and is a predicted model, not a curated record. Bases 1 to 1698 code for a protein of 565 amino acids. The transcript has 4 exons.